Messenger RNA from Heterostelium album PN500, 1674 nucleotides. RefSeq lists its product as uncharacterized. Bases 1 to 1674 code for a protein of 557 amino acids. NCBI's taxonomy places the organism in Eukaryota, Evosea, Eumycetozoa, Acytosteliales, Acytosteliaceae. The record is from RefSeq and is a predicted model, not a curated record. The transcript is spliced from 2 exons.
AUGGGUCAAGCUAUUAGUAAUAAUUUGAAUUCAACUAAAAUAAUCAAUAGCAAUCAGACAAUACUACCAGAUUUGAUAUGGAGAUUAAUCAUUGAACAACUAUCAUAUGAUCAAUGUAGAAAUCACCAACACGAUUUCAAUGUAUUAUCAUUGUCAUUGAUAUCUCAUUAUUGGUUAGUGAAUAUCGUAGCUAAAUCAUCACUUAAAAUCACAACACUUCAUAGUAAAUGUAAAUUCUUAUUAAACUAUCCGAAAUCAUAUCAUAUAUCAUUAAAGAAAUUAAACAAAACAACAAAUAAUAAUAAUCAAAGAAAUAAUAAUGAUAAUAGAGAUAUAAAAUUCAAUAUUGGUAAAUUCACAUUGAUAUACUCUGAUAAUUCAAUAACAUAUCAGUGGAUUGAACAAUAUAAUGAUGCAAUAAGCUCUUAUUGGUCAUUCAGUUCGAUGAGUGUUAUUGAUUUACCAGAGAUUCAGGAUAUAAAGAAACUCUCUGUUGCUUCUCGACUCAGAAAACUGAGAAUCUACUGCAAGAGCAAUUACCACAUCGAAGAUUGGACUUUGUUACCAAAUUUAGAGGUUCUAUCGCUUCGUAGUAACAGUACAAACAAUUCAAGACCAUUCGUAUUGCCUGGCAGAGAUGAACCACCAUUCCAAACACUUCGAUCAUUAACACUCUCAAUAAAUUUCAACAACAAAAUUCCAUUGUUUUCAAGUGGCAACAUCAAAGAUCAAUGCUUUACAAAUAUUCAGACUCUUGAAUUGAAUCACUAUCACGCUGUAGAUUGGAGUCAUGGCGGAGGUGAUCAAACACCAAUCGACAUCAAUCUAUUUCCAAAUGUAAAGAGACUCAAAUUGAAUCAUAUCUAUCAUAGAUUGAUUCAUGCCUUAUCUACUCAUCCAUCAGACGAACCACCUUCAUUGCUGGCAGGACUGACAUCAAUCCGACAUCUUUCAAUAACAAACAGCAACUCAAAGGGAUAUAAGUUCAAUGUCUUUUCUCCAAAUUUACUCAUGGAGUACGAGUUUACUAUGAACUUAACGCACAAAGUAUUCAAAAAGGAUAUUGUGUCGAUUGGUCAUCGCUUGGAAACUCUAAAGCUCAAGGGCGAACUCUCAUUGUUCCGUUCACUCUUACCAUCGAUUGAACUACUUGUUAAUCUGAGACGAUUGUCAUUACCAACAAAAGUUUCUAUUGAUACACAUACCAUUAAGACACUUUUCAAAUUGGAUUCACUCAUUCAAUUGACUGCUACAUUCAAAGUAGUCGAUGAAAGCACAGAUAAGAUCAACGACAAUGAUACUGACUUUCCAGCUACUACACUGGCUGACACAGAUUUACAAUAUUUCAUAGAAGCCAAUAGAACUAUUAAAUAUUUGAAGGUUUGUCAAUUUACCAAGAUGGAACAUGAGCACUCAUUGUUGAUGAAGCUAUUGGAAACUAGCCACAUUCUAGAAGAUGUUAGAUUUUUAUGUGUGAAGCCAACAACGAAAACAACAGCAACAACAUUCACCGUUAGCAACAAACUAACGGUAUCAUUUAUGAACGACAACCUUUUUAAACAACCAAAACAAAAAACCAAAUCCGAUUAUCUACCUCACCCAAUUAAUCCACUUGAUCAAAUAGUUAAUAUGUCAAUAGCAUUAACAACACAAAUAUUUUUAAAAAAUAUUUAA